AUGAGAUAUUGCUUUCCUGCUCAGCUACUAGAUUUGUUGAGAAACGGUUUUUACAGAAUUCAUCUUGAAGCUUGUAUAUUUGGCGAGAAAUCUCUCUUUUUACAACAUUUCUAUCGCCAAGCUACUAGCAUCCUGGCAACCUUUGAAUGGAGUGAAUUUUGCGGCCGGCGACAUCUCUCAGUCAGUGGGAGUAAAGUAUUGCGGGACAGAGAUCAAGUUGGCGUGUCUUCCAGCGAAUUGUCAUUGAUGCAGAGCCAACAGCCGCCAGAAGGGAAGUCCCUUCCUAUGAUUAACUCCUUCCUUAAUUUAUGCCGUGUCUGCCCUGUACCUACGGAUGAUAAGGUUAACUCGGAAUACAAAAGGAAUUUCACGUGGCAUGAUGGGUACCAGGCAACGAAAGUGGAUGUUGUUCGAAAUGCUCCCUCCAUGCCGUCUGCUGAACCCUCUUUACCUAGGAAAAAGAAGUAUCCCGGGCAGAUGGCAAGGGAUCAUUUGACGUAUGAUGAAGGGGAAUCAUGUGAUUCCUCUUUAGAUAUUGGCUCCCAGCUUGGUCUCGCGUCCCAAGACUUGGAUUUAAGAGCGAGAUCAGAAGAGAGGAGACACUUCAAGAGUGGAGCAUCAGUCAGAAGCCGAUCUGCUGAUUCUACAAUCAGUAGAAGGUUAAAAGCAACACCGAUCCCUGAUGAAGACACAAAACCCGUAGCAAAAACUACUGAUGAAACUGACUCAAGAAAAAGGGAGGACAAAGAACAGAUGGCUCAAAGUUUCCCUCCAAGCACAAAUCCUCGCGGUAACCCGGGCACUCCGGGUCCACCUGAAGAUGGUAAAGUGCCCAAAACCACGGAAUACCGUUCCCAGUUCGUGGCAUGGCCGAGGUCUCCUGGACUAAACGAAUCCUCAGCGAGGAAAUCUGCAUCCAUGGGUCUUAUAGCUUCUCAAGUUAUGAAGAAAGAUGUCGUCGAUGGUGAUGCCCAACCCACAGAACUGUGGAAUAAUGGUCCAGAUGAUGAUGAAGAAUCUGCGCUGGACGCUGUUAAAAGAGGUCGAAUCAAGAAGACUGAAUAUAAAGCUAAAUUCCGACCAUUUUCUGCUUAUACGUAUGUUGACGGGAGUUGGAAGAAAGCUACUAGGUUGAUUAAAGACAGGGCAGCCGACGACAUGGACAUAUAUAGUUCUUACUCCUAUCCACUCAUUGAUGGCCAUUUCACUACUGAUAAUGAAUCUGCUUCAGAAGUGGAUCAAAACGCUUGGUAUUCUGAAGUGGUGGAAAGGCUAAAGAAAGCGGAUCAAUAUCGAACAAGAAGUCAUGCUGGAGCUCCCCUCUAUGGAUCGGGAGAGAACUUACCGUCAGAAUUCCUUAUACGGGAUCGCACCAUCCUGUCACCUGUCUCGGUGUCUUCUUCGAGGACGUGGAAGGAUGAGCGACCAGCCAAGGAGAGAGGACGCUCUGUUUACGUUCCGCUGCAUCAUAGAAAAGAGAAAAAAGACGCUGGGCCGGACUUUGAUCAUCCUAAGUCCAGGGAAGGAUCUACGAAGAAAAAACAUCACGUGGAAAAAACUACAGUUCGGCCAAAAUCAGCAGAACCUGUGAUUCCCGUUAAGUCAGAACACAAAUCACCAAAGAGAACUCGGCCAAAAGCUCCUAAGGACCUGCCUGUUCAUGGUCACGGUGAUCUUUCUGGCAGAAAGAAAGCUUACAGGCAAAGCGUUGAAAAAUCAUCGCCACUUGGAAUGAAGCCAAGAGCAGUCACCAGACCCCAUCCGGCAGGUCCGGGAGGCGACGAAGGCAAAGUCUGGCUGAAGCCGGACAAAGGGGAGGCAUCGUCGAAGGGGGAUGGUUUAGUGAACGGAUUUGCUUCCGAAGAGUCCGAGAGCGGGAAGAUGGUUAAUGGUGAAGGACCCGAUGAUCAUUCCGUCCAGGAGAAGUUGAGGGAAGAAGCCAAGAUGAACGGUGAACAUGUUCCAGUGAUGAAAUAUCCGGCUAAAGUUCCGCUCACUACGGUCAAAUCUCCGGAAGAAGUGACCGGGGUCCGAUCUCCUGAUCCCGAAUCGUGGACUGUGCCUUUAGAGAUUGGUAAAGGCCUGCAUUGGAUGGAUGGAAAAACUCCAGAUGGCGUCCAACCAAAAGGCCCACCCACUCUCUUGUCUAAACGACUUAAAGAGUCUUCCCUUGUCGGCAAGAGCCAAAAAGAUUUAGUAAUAUGUGAUCCAGGUAGUGAAGCUACGGGAGAAAGUGUUGACCUAUAAUUUAUCUGCUUAUUAGCCCUUUCGCCAAAUUUCACUGACCACAGCUAUCACUCGCCGAGGUCUGGAUGACAAAAGAACUAAAUAAAAAAAAUGACAAACGAGUCCCUUCAAUUUGACCUGCGUUUAAACUGCAUAAUAUAUAUUUAAUUAUCGUCUUUCUGUCCUGCAGAUGAUUCUUGUUCGUUUGAAUGAGUAGAACAAAUUUAGAAAACUCAUAUGAAGUGAGGAUGUUCAGAUUUCAAAAUGGAUAAAAGGAUCCAAACUACCUUAACCCUACUCAUCUGUUUAGAAUCGAAAUUUCAGAUUUUUAGAUGGAUGAAAAGAUCCUAACUACCUUAACCCUACUCAUCUGUUUAGAAUCGAAAUUUCAGAUUUUUAGAUGGAUGAAAAGAUCCUAACUACCUUAACCCUACUCAUCUGUUUAGAAUCGAAAUUUCAGAUUUUUAGAUGGAUGAAAAGAUCCUAACUACCUUAACCCUACUCAUCUGUUUAGAAUCGAAAUUUCAGAUUUUUAGAUGGAUGAAAAGAUCCUAACUACCUUAACCCUACUCAUCUGUUUAGAAUCGAAAUUUCAGAUUUUUAGAUGGAUGAAAAGAUCCUAACUACCUUAACCCUACUCAUCUGUUUAGAAUCGAAAUUUCAGAUUUUUAGAUGGAUGAAAAGAUCCUAACUACCUUAACCCUACUCAUCUGUUUAGAAUCGAAAUUUCAGAUUUUUAGAUGGAUGAAAAGAUCCUAACUACCUUAACCCUACUCAUCUGUUUAGAAUCGAAAUUUCAGAUUUUUAGAUGGAUGAAAAGAUCCUAACUACCUUAACCCUACUCAUCUGUUUAGAAUCGAAAUUUCAGAUUUUUAGAUGGAUGAAAAGAUCUUAACUACCUUAACACUAUUCAUCUGUUUAGAAUCUGAAAGUUAAUAAUUCAUCUAAGUUAUAGCUUAAUUGAUUAAAUAGCACUUGAAUUCAAACUGAACAGAAAUUAUGCUAAUAACUCGCGUAAUUUAACACAUUAAUGGAAAACAAUUUGCAAAAUCCUUCCGGCUUAUUCUGCAUUUUAUUUUUGUAAACAUUUUUGGAGAAUAUGUCCACCAAAAAUUGAAGCAUAUAUUUUUAUAAAUAUUUUAAAUUUAAAUCAUAAAAUUAUUUAUUUUUAUAUUGCUCUUAAUUUCUGAAAAUUAGAAUUUUCGGCUAGUAUUAAAGCUAAAUUAACUCAAUAUUGGCAUGCAAUACUAAUUUAGUAAUUCAUUUGGUUACCUCUACUAAUGUAAAGUUAGCGACUAUAAAAUAAAUUGAUGGUUUAGAAUUUAAGCAUAAGGAUGAAAAUGUUAUAGACCGCAAAUCAAAUAGUAUUUACAAAUCAUGAUAAACUAAUACAUGAUGAUGAAAAUUUAAAUGCAUGUACUCAUUCAAUAAGAUUCAAGAAUUGUCUAAUUGUCUCAUCCAUUUAUUUAUGUUGGAGAUGAAUUUACAAUGAUGUAUUUACAUUGUUUUUAGAAAUAAUAAUUUACAUAUUUUAUUAGUUCAACUUAGUGCUUUAAACAUAUUUUAAACAUUUUAGUUGAACUAAAAAUUUACACUAUAUAUAGCAAGAUUAAAUAUAAAUUAUAUUUAUUUCUAGAAAUUUUCCUACAAUUAUUUUAAAAAGAACCAGCUUACAAAAGUCUUGUAUGUUGUGAUACUUUGAACAAUUUAUAAAUAAACUUGAUAUUUGAAUGAA
This is a messenger RNA of Parasteatoda tepidariorum (common house spider), 3961 nucleotides long. RefSeq lists its product as uncharacterized. NCBI's taxonomy places the organism in Eukaryota, Metazoa, Arthropoda, Arachnida, Araneae, Theridiidae. The record is from RefSeq and is a predicted model, not a curated record. Gene Ontology annotation, biological process: negative regulation of centriole replication. Gene Ontology annotation, molecular function: microtubule binding.